This is a messenger RNA of Canis lupus familiaris (dog), 1703 nucleotides long. It is a transcript of the gene PPIL6, whose product is annotated as peptidylprolyl isomerase like 6. NCBI's taxonomy places the organism in Eukaryota, Metazoa, Chordata, Mammalia, Carnivora, Canidae. Gene Ontology annotation, molecular function: peptidyl-prolyl cis-trans isomerase activity. Bases 1 to 762 code for a protein of 253 amino acids. Gene Ontology annotation, biological process: protein peptidyl-prolyl isomerization. The transcript has 7 exons. The record is from RefSeq and is a predicted model, not a curated record.
AUGGCCAGCCCGCCGCCGUGCCUGCCGAGGUCGGCCCCGUGCCGCUCGCCGCCGCCGCCCGAGCCGCCGCUGCGGGUGAAGGUCGUGGGGCUCUUCACGAGCUCCAGCUUCCAGAGGGCGAAGAGCGCCGCUGAGAGUCUGAAGAGUAAUUAUCCAUCCACAUUUGAAGAUCCUAUAAUAGUUCCUCUUCAAGAAUUUGCAUGGGAUCAAUAUCUACAGGAGAAAAAAAGGGAGUUCAAGAAUGAAAUUUGGGAAUAUUCUUCCUAUGUGAUGUGUUUUGUUAACGAUCAGCUCCUGGGUGACGCAGCUGAUCUUCAGAAAUGGGCUCACAAGAUGUGGGAUAUAGUUGACGUUAAGCCCCCUGAACUAUAUGAGGCGCUUACUGUGGAUUAUUCUGCUAAAUACUUAAGAGAUACCAAGCAUGAUUUUGUGUUCUUGGACAUUUCUAUUGAUUUUCAUCCAAUUGGAAGACUGAUUUUUGAGCUAUACUCUGACGCAUGUCCCAAAACGUGUAGAAACUUUCAGGUCUUAUGCACAGGAAAAGUGGGGUAUUCUCAAAGUGGCAUCAAGCUACAUUACGUAGGUUCAGUUAUUCAUCGAGUAGUACCAAAUGGUUGGAUACAAGGAGGAGAUAUAGCAUAUGGAAAAGGAGAUGACGGAGAGUCGAUUUAUGGACCAACAUUUGAAGAUGAGGACAAACUACCUACAGCCAUGAAAUCUGCAUGGUGUCAGCAUCUGUGUGGGAGAAAGCAGCACAUCUGAUGGCCUUGAGAAUAGCACCCCAAAAUGGCCAACAGUGGGUGAGUGCAAGGGCUCCCUAGUACGGUUUGAGAAGCCAGAGCAGCCUAACCUCUCUGGACUCUUAAAAUUGAUCUGAAAGGGUUUCCAGGACAGGUCCACAAUGAGGAGGUGUUACUGUGAAUGGAUUCAAAGUUAUGCAGAAUAUAAGGCAACGGUGACAAAGAAGGAAUGAGGACAGACCCAAGAAAUCUCAGAAAGCAAGUUGCCACGUUGUUGAACACUACAUGAAAACAGCACAAGAGGGAGCCUUCUGAAAUCAGAAAAGCUAUCUCCCUUCUAAAGCCACACACCCUUCUAAACAUCUAGGAAAACUAAUUUUACAUAAAAACAGGCCACAAAAAGUUUCAUGGUUAUCAGAUGUAGUAAAAGAGAGUAAGGAGCAGAGUAACAUCACUACAGAUAAUGAAAGUACACUAGAAAGACAUGCUCACAAAACAGAUUAAAACUGUACAAAUCUCAGAUUGAGCCAGAAGCCAUUGAAAAUAUAAGACAGGAAAGAACUCAUAAAUCAGAAUUAGAAAAACAGACUUGUGGUUACAGAACUAGGGAAGAAUUAGCAGUAAAAGAACACUUCAGAAAUAAAUUAGAAGGAACAUGGGUCAAAUAAACAUGACAGAUAUGUAAGUCUUAAAAUAAGUCAAAGGUGGAAGGAGGGAAUUUUUUUUAAACCACGAAGAAAUGAAGAAAGUUAAAAAGGAUUUAUAAGAAAGUGACAAAUAGCCAGAAAGAGAAGAUCCAACAUAUGGACAGGUGUCCAAAGGAUUAAAUGAAUGCAAGGGAAUGAAACAAAUACUAAGAACUAAGAGUGAAAACACUGUCCUGAAUUUAAAAAGGACUUGAUGGGGCAGCCCCAUUGGCUCAGUGGUUUAGCGCCUGCCUUCAGCCCAGGGUGUGAUCCUAGA